GUGCAGGACUGUGUGUGUUUGUGAGGGUAAAAAAGAGAGAGGGAGGGUGGGGGGCAAUCAGGAUGCAAGCGUGAGGCAGUGUGAGGGCAACCUUGAAAGAACGACGGGGGGGAUCGCAAAGGGGAGAGGGUGUCAGGGAGAGCAGGGGAAAAAAUAAACCGUGUAAUUGGAAUAGCCUGGUGCUAAAGUGUUGAGAUGCAAUGACUGGAUGAUCUGCUACGACGUGCACUGGCAUCCUGACCUGCAGCCUUGACAAGAGGUGACAAGACAAAUUGAUACCUGCCACUACAUCACGGCAAGAUGUCAUCUUCAGGGUCAACCAAACCCAACAAACGUCUGGCAUCGGAGACAGACAACUCCCAGAGAGUGUUGGACAACGAUUCUACGCAGCAUCUGAAGCUGAGGGAGAGACAACGCUUUUUUGAGGAGGUCUACCAGCAAGAUGUGAAUAACUACCUGCCCUCAGCUCACCUGGAGAUUGACAGCAGAAAACCCCCCAUGGGAAGUAUCUCAUCUAUGGAAGUGAAUGUGGAUGCAAUGGAGCAAAUGGACCUAAUGGACAUCUCCGACCAGGAGGCCCUGGAUGUCUUCCUCAACUCCGGAUCAGCAGAAGAUGAGGGAGACAUAUCAUCCCCUUUACCAGAUGGGGACGACGAAGAUGAAGACGAGGCAGACCAGGAGGCCGAUGUUGUCUACAGGGUUUGUCCACCGUUGCAACGGCAAAGCGAAGUCCAAAACGGAUCCAAGUCUCGCAUGUCAUCGACAUCGUCGGGUUCCAGUGAUACUAGCGGGGGCGGAGCAGACACGCCUGUAAUCCAGUCAGAUGACGAGGAAAUCCACGCCGAUACCCAACUGCUGACCUCUGUUCCCCAUAAUGGCGAUGAAGAAACAGAGGAUGAGGAAGAGGAGCAAAGAUGCCUUCCAACUAAACCUUCACAAAGACUGAAUUAGUCACAAGCGUCUUCUUCUUACUGUCGCAUUUGAUGAAAACCCGAGCAUGAUUCACCUGCUGUGAUUUGUCCUUUGAAUAUUUGUCUGUAUUUAUGCAAAAUUCUUUAUACCUUUACACAUACAUUUUUUUCUCUCUUUGUUAAUGGAGGGUGAAAGCUGUCAGUUGAAGUUUGUGGUCUUUAUUUCUUGACAUUUAAGAAACAUUUGUUAUACAGUAGGAGUUCAUCACAGCCCACACAUAUAAAUGUUGUGGCUGCUUGCUCCCUCAGGAGAACGGCCUUCCUGCUCACUUUGACUUCAAACGAGGUACCAGAUAGUCAAACAAGAAAGCUGGAUGAAAGUGCAUCUUCACUUUGCAGAACAACAAAAACUUUUUAAAAAGGCAUAAAAACCCAGCCGUGGGCUGUCCUUUAGGGAUGCAGACAUGGCUGAUGAAAGUCAAAAUAGAUUUACAUCUGAGGACAAAUAUUCUGCAGGGUGCACUGGCUAAAACAGUUUCACUGUGGUCCAAGUUGAAAAAGUCAUUCUCACGCCUCAGUCAUAGCAGCUUUUAUGUGGCAAAUCAAACAACAGUGGAUCAAAAGCAGCAAUUGCAAAUCGCCAACUUUGAAAGGUACUGUAUGUUUCCUUCACACAUGGAGUGAUUUAAAUUUUGUUUCGCCGGCUUUACUAUUGCAUCGCUUCUAAAUCGCUGUAAAAAGCAGUUAUUUUUUUCUAAAAUCCCCGAAAGGUUUGUAUGAAUUUCUGAUUGCCACUGUAAAUAUAGACUUGUACACAAAAUUAGUUUUCAAUAAAACUUUGUGAAACUCAACAUUGGAAUCGCUUACAAAACUAUGCGGCAGCUCUUUCAGGUACACUUGGCCAUCGUUAAUGGAGUACAUAACGGUUCUGCAAUGUACACAAUUAGAGAAAUCGCAGUAAAAGACUCUGUUAAUCAUUAAAGCAGUUGUACUGUGACAAAUGUAAAGUUGAGAAGGUGCGUUGGAUGCUUGGCAUUGACUUCCCCCGCCCCCUUUAGACUUUUAGUGACACAUCACAUUACGGCAGGCAACGCAUUUGAAUUGAAAAGACCAGACCACCUGCUGAUCAUGUCUAAUAUUUAAUUUCUGCAUGGUUUUACAUCUCUGCCACAAAUUUGAAACCUGCCCCCUGCUGUGUCCACCCAACUUCACAACAAUAUUGUAUCUAACUGUGAGGUGCAAAUGUUGUGCAUCUGUUUAUUGUAUUAAAAUCCCCUUAAACAAUCUUCUGAAACUAAGCAAGUACCCAUGAACAAGUUCUAUUGAGUGGUAAAACCAGUUUUUUUGUGUGAGCGUGAGCAAUCUAUUUACACUAUGACACAUGUGCUUAUAUUGUUAAUGCAUGCCUUGUGUGAUGAUAUGUCUUUCUGUUGCGCAAACAUCAUGGUGUUGCAAGAUUUGGCUCAACCAACACCCGCUAUUAAUGGCUAAGUACUGAGUCAGACAUGUUGUCCCUCUCCCCUUUGUGAAAUUACUUAAAAAAAAAAAAGAAAAAACGAUAGCAAAGUGUGUGUUCAUUUGAGUGGGAGUGGGAGAAUUAUGGAACUUGGACAGGUUGACAAACCGCAUGGCUGACUGGGCUUCUUGUCCAUACAUUGCCAUCCAUCAGAAUAAUGGUGAAAAUGUGAGACAUUUCUUGACUGCGCCGGUAAUAUCUGGUGCAUAUACUGAAGGGAGACUCGAUGCCAUGCUACAAUGAGUAUGUGGUUGUAGAUUUGAAGAUACAAUUUGUGCGAUACGAUGGGUAUUCAUCUCAGCAAUUUUAUGUGGACGCUGUUUCCUAUUCGAACACUUUGUUCUCGUAUGAAUAAAAAUGACUGAAAUUUAAAAUGCAAACACAUAUUUUGACAUGAAA
This is a messenger RNA of Hippocampus zosterae (dwarf seahorse), 2826 nucleotides long. Its product is annotated as dysbindin. The transcript is spliced from 4 exons. Lineage: Eukaryota; Metazoa; Chordata; Actinopteri; Syngnathiformes; Syngnathidae. The coding region runs from base 301 to 951 and encodes 216 amino acids. Gene Ontology annotation, cellular component: cytoplasm. Gene Ontology annotation, biological process: negative regulation of protein kinase activity. The record is from RefSeq and is a predicted model, not a curated record.